CCAAGUGCAGGAACACAGUAGAGAAGAAGCAGCAGCUGAUCUGCACUGCUGCUUGAUCCUGGUCUGCGUUCUGGUUCUCACUUUGCAGAAUUACGCUCUUCUGACCUCUGAUAAUGAAAGCAGGAGGAACCAGGAGGCGCUCUUUAAGGAGCUCUGCAUGCUCCCCUGGACCUUCUCACCCACAGGUUGUGAAGACAGAAGAGUCUGCAGAUGGAACGAGAGCAAGCUCUGUGGGACACGUCAACUCUGCGGACAGAGAGAAUGGAGGAUUCCUGAAGAAACCUAUAAAAAAGGAGGAACCUGAAGAUGAAGACUACCUUUACUGUGAGUACUGCAGAUCCUUCUUCACCAAUGAGUGUAACGUUCAUGGUCCAGCUGUGUUUGUCUCUGAUACUCCUGUUCCCAUGGGAGUCACUGACCGAGCCGUACAAACCCUUCCACCCGGUCUGGAGGUUCAGACGUCCCGUAUUCCUGACGCGGGCCUGGGAGUGUUCAAUAACGGCGAGAUUAUUCCUGUUGGUGUGCACUUCGGACCCUAUGAGGGAGAUCUGGUAGACAAAGAGGAAGCCAUGAGCAGUGGCUACUCGUGGGUGAUAUACAAGAGCAAGCAGUGUGAGGAAUACAUAGAUGCCAAGAGAGAGUUGCAUGCUAAUUGGAUGAGGUAUGUGAAUUGUGCUCGUAAUAACGAUGAGCAGAAUCUGGUGGCUUUCCAGUAUCAAGGGGGGAUUCUGUACCGUUCCUGUCGUCCCAUUAAACCAGGACAGGAGCUCUUAUUGUCAUAUGAAGAGAAGUAUGCCAAAGAUCUCGGCAUCACCUUCGACUACAUCUAUAACAGAAAGUGCUCAGUGAAUGGAGAGAAGCGUUAUCACUGCUCACAGUGCAGGAAGAAUUUCAGCAGACAUAGUCAUCUCCAGCGACACCAGCGCAUUCACACGGGAGAGAAGCCGUAUUACUGCUCACAGUGCGGGAAGAGUUUUACUCAGCAGAGUCAUCUGCAACAGCACCAGCGCAUUCACACAGGAGAGAAGCCGUAUCACUGCUCAGAGUGUGGGAAGAGUUUUACAGGACAGAGUCAUCUUCAGGUACACCAGCGUGUUCACACAGGCGAGAAGCCGUACCAGUGCUCGCAGUGCGGGAAGAGUUUUACUGAGAAAGGCACUCUCAAGGCACACCAGCGCAUUCACACAGGAGAGAAGCCGUAUCACUGCUCACAGUGCGGGAAGUGUUUUACUGAGAGAGGGAGUCUCAAGACACACCAACGCGUUCACACCGGAGAGAAGCCGUUUUACUGCUCAGAGUGCGGGAAGAGUUUUACCGAGAGAGGGAGUCUCAAAACACACGAGCGCAUUCACACAGGAGAAAAACCGUAUCAUUGCUCAGCAUGUGGACAGAGAUUCACUUACUCUGUAACAUUAAAAACACACAAGUGCACCAACGCGAAACCAUUGCAUUCUGAAUCCUGGCCACUCACUCCUCACUCCAGCCCAGUAGGUGGUGCUCCUGAGCUCUAUAAGGGCUUCACCAACCCCAGAAAAACGCUAAAGAAGCAGAAGAAGCAGAAGAACAGAAGCAGCAGUGGCUCUCCAGAGCGACCUCUGGAUCCGUGUCCACUUUCUCCAUCUGAGCAUCACAUGUGCACUUUGCAUGAAGUGUGCAGUGAGGAUUGCAGUGAGGAUUAUUUGCGCCAGUUUGGACCUGUUAUAAUGGAACCAGAACCAGAACCAGAACCACUGGACCCCAGCACCACUGCAUGCACACCUGGUCCUGAGCACUCACAGCUUUGUGAGGCUGUGACGACCCCUGUGGAUGACGAGCAUGGAGGAUUCCAGAAUAAACCUGUAAAAAAGGAGGAACCUGAUGACCAAGACUGUCUUUACUGUGAGCUCUGCAGAUCCUUCUUCACCAGCGAGUGUAAUGUUCAUGGUCCAGCUGUCUUUGUCCCCGAUACCCCUGUUCCCAUGGGGGUCACUGACCGAGCCAUACAAACCCUUCCUCCUGGUCUAGAAGUUCGAGAGUCCAAUAUUCCUGAUGCAGGCCUGGGAGUGUUUAAUAAAGGAGAGAUUAUUCCAAUUGGUGUGCACUUCGGACCCUAUCAAGGAGAAGCUAUGAACAGUGACUUCUCUGUGGUGAUAUACAGGAGAAAGAAGCGUGAGGAAUACAUAGAUGCCAGAAGAGACAAAAAUGGAAACUGGAUGAGGUAUGUGAAUUGUGCUCGUAAUAAUGAUGAGAAGAAUCUGGUGGCAUUCCGGUAUCAAGGGGGAAUUCUGUACCGUUGCUGUCAACCCAUUAAACCAGGACAGGAGCUCUUGCUGUCAUAUGAAGAGGAGUAUGCUGACGAUCUCAGCAUUACGUUUGGUUGCCUCAGUAACAAAAAGUGCACAGACAAUGAAAUGAACGGCACCCUGCAAGUCAUCUCUUGCUCCUUUUGUCCACUUUGGUAUACAUCUCAAAUUGAUCUACACAAACAUGUUCAGAGAUGCCACAGUGAAGAAUAUGAGAGACUGCAAAAAUCAGAAGAGAUUAAACAUGAGAAUCUAAUACUGACGAGAAGUCCCAGUAGUCAGUGCGAUGAGUACCGUAAGAUGCAGGCUAACACCAUUCCCAGACAAAUGCAGAAAAAAAUUCACCACUGCUCAGACUGUGGCAAAAGUUUUACUCAACAAAGUCAACUCAAGGAGCACCGGUGCAUUCACACAGGAGAGAAGGUGUAUCAGUGCCCAGAGUGUGGGAAGAGUUUUAUUCGAGAGAGUAUUCUCAAACUGCACCAGCGCAUUCACACAGGAGAGAAGCCGUAUCAGUGCACACAGUGCGAGAAGAGUUUUACUCAGCAGAGUUCUCUCCAACAACACCAGCGCACUCACACUGGGGAGAAGCCAUAUCACUGCUUAGAGUGUGGGAAGAAUUUUACCCGACAGAGUCAUCUCCAACAACACCAGCGCAUUCACACAGGAGAGAAACCGUAUCACUGUGCACAGUGUGGGAAGAGUUUUAAUCGAGGGAGUUGUCUCCAACAACACCAGCGCACUCACACAGGAGAGAAGCCGUAUCACUGUUCUCAGUGUGGGAAGAGUUUUUUUCGAGGGAGUCAUCUCCAAGAACACCAACGUGUUCACACGGGAGAGAAACCAUUUCAGUGCUCACAGUGUGGGAAGACUUUUACUUACCAUAGUACUCUCCAAGAACACCAGCGCAUUCACACAGGAGAGAAGCCGUAUCACUGCAAACAGUGUGGGAAGAGUUUUAGUCACUACAGCUCUUUCCAAAAGCACCAGCGCAUUCACACGGGAGAGAAGCCAUAUCAGUGCUCACAGUGCGGAAAGAGUUUUAAUCAAGAGGGUAUUCUCAAACACCAUCAGCGCAUUCACACAGGAGAGAAGCCGUAUCGCUGCUUAGCGUGCGGGAAGAGUUUUACCAGACAGAGUCAUCUCCAGCAACACCAACACAUUCACACAGGGGAGAAACCGUAUCAGUGCUCACAGUGCGGGAAGAGUUUUACUCACAGCAGUUCUCUCCAGCAACACCAGCGCAUUCACACAGGAGAGAAACCGUAUCAGUGCUCACAGUGCGGCAAGAGUUUUACCAAACACAGUCAUUUCAAAGUGCACCAGCGCAUUCACACUGGAGAGAAGCCGUAUCACUGCUUAGCGUGUGGGAAGAGCUUUACCAGACAGAGCCAUCUGAAGCAGCACCAGCGCAUUCACACCGGAGAGAAGCCGUAUCAGUGCUCACAGUGUGGCAAGAGUUUUACUCACAGCAGCACUCUCCAAGUACACCAGCGCAUUCACACAGGAGAGAAACCGUAUCACUGCUCACAGUGUGGACAAAGAUUCACUCGUUUAAGAAGAUUAAAUACACACACGUGCGAUACCACAAAGCCAGUGUGAUGUGUUUUGACCACCAGUUGAUUACACAAAGAGUGUAUAUAAAUUGAGUUCCUGGUCUUUGAACAGACUGAUCUUUCAUUGCCUCUUCCUUCACUUUCUUAUAUUAUUAGAUAUUGUUGACAUUAUAAACUACUUGUAUAUCCUUUUUUGGGUUUUUAAUAUGCUGUAUUGAUUUCUUUGUCUUGUAGAGAGCAGUACUUUGACUUCACAGUGAUCACAAGGUUUGACCAACUAAAAACAUAUAAUAAUUAACUCCUUAACUUUAAUUUUUUUUCCAAUGGCACAUGCUGGAGAUAUGAUGGGCCAAAUGAAUUCCUGCCUAAGAGCCUCCUAGAUGUUCUCUAUAGCGGCAGUCAUCGUGACGGAUGAGGAAUAGAUGCGGGAAUGCUGAGUAGUCCCUGGCAACAAGUCAAUAGAAGAAGAAGCCUUUAUUUGUCACAUAUACAUUGCAGUACAGUGAAAUUCCUUUUUUCCAGCUUGUUAGGAAGCUGGGGUCGGAGUGCAGUGUCAGCCAUGGUAUGGCACCCCUGGAGGCUCAACAGUGCAGCUUGGCAGUUCUGGGGCUUGAACCCCUGACCUUCUGAUCAGUAACUCAGAGCCUUAGCCAUUGAGCCACCACAGCCCCAUGAACAAACAAUCCCAGGGUUGUUGUGGAGAAAGUUUGGCAACUUCUUGUUUAUUCUGUAGGAUACAGAAUACAGAUUUGGUAUUCUGUAGGCACACUCCAUUUGCUUAUCUUCCAAGCUUUCUAUAACGGUAGAGCUGCACUAGAUCUGGACAAGCUGUUGGAGAACAAGCUGCUUAUUUGUCCUCUUGACCAGUUUAUCCUGGGAUUGUGUUGUUUUAACAAGGAAGGAAGACCUAGUAUUAUUUAGACCUAGUAUUUUGAAUUUUGAUAAUGUCUAUGAUCUCAAGUUCAGGGUUUUGGUAUUCAGGUCUAGAAAAAAAAACCUACAGCUUGAAUAAGUCGGGCAGAUUCUAUAGUCAGUAAAGGUCAUAUUCUGAUAUUCAGAAAACAAUCUUCAGGAUCCGGUAGUUGGUGUGAUUGGAGAAAAUAUAGUAUAAAGGACAAACAGUAGUGGACAAAGAACUGACACCUGAGGAACACCAGCAUUAAAGCUGUGAGAUAAGGAAUUAAUACUUAACCUUGGACACAUUUGUCUUCAAUGUGAAUGGCUGGCUGAUUCACAACCUCUUCAAGUAUGUACUGAAGAGGCACAAGGUGCUUGGUCCAGCUCAUAAUAUGUACUGAUGCUGUCUACGUAUGCAGCGGUGUACUGGUGGUGGACUCCUACCUAGUGGUAGGAUGAUUUUCUUGAGUCUCUGGAAGGCUGCUACUGAAGUUGGUCUUGGAGUCAGGUGAUCCUGCCAGCACCCUAUUGGACAGCACCCUAAAUUUCAGCAUGGAAAUAUAUCACAACCUUCUCAGGUGUUCAGUGAGCUAAUCCACCUGGGACAUCUUACCUGUGCAUGUUUUUGGGUGCAAUAUGCACUUCAGUAUUUGGUUGAAAUGCUUCCCUAACCUAUCCAUCAAAGAUUGUUGUGAAUCUGAGGUACUGGAAGGUUUUUCUGACCAUUACAGGCCUUGAAUUCCGGGGAUCUUCAAUAUUAACAUUCAGCACCUGUGUCCACUAAAGAAUAAACUGGGUUUCCAUACAUUUCAGGCCAGUCUUUGCAUUACUUUCCAUGCAGCUUGCCAUCCAUGCUGAAUGUCUGGGGUUGAUGGGCAUUGGCUCAUCACUGGGGCUGCAUGCAAGGGUGCAGUGUUUUGCCAAGGGUUGUAGUUCCUGAGGGCACUCGACCAUUAAGUGGGUUCACAUUAGCUUUACAGUGGUGACACUUUUUUCUCAGCUCGUCAGAAAAGACUUAGAGAACUAUGUUUGUCAUCUAAUUGGAAAUAAAUUGAUUUUAUGUUCCACAACACUGGUGUGACCUUUCACUCAUCUACACCCAUCUCCGAAUGCUAGCGUUAGACUUUCUGUAAUUAAAUGUAUGGUAAGAAGAGCUGUAGAGAAAAAAUAUUCUGAACUGUAUUUAUAUUAAAGGGAAAACAUGAAUAAUUUGUUUAGUCUAUAGUAAGUAAAGUUUUCAUUCAAGAGGAGAGAAAACAGUUCCCAAAUGGUGGAGCAUUUGUAGAAGAGGUGUCAUGAUGCUCUAUUUGUGUUUUAUUUUAUUCUUGCCCUGUAGAGAUAUUUAUAAACUGGUUAUAGACUAGGAGUGAAGCAUUAUAGUAAAAGAUAUGAGCUGAUUACAACUUUCUGUUUUCUGUGUAAUAGAGAACACUAAUAUAUGACUGUCCAGGUAUGUGUGUAUGGAUGAUGAUGAUGAUGAUGAUGAUGAUGAUGAUAGUGGUGAUUAUUGCUAUUAGUGUUGUUUCUUCUUCAUCUAUUAUUAUUUUUUCCCCUGUUUUGGAGCACUGGUCCAUAAUGGCCACCAGGGGGAGGGAGAGGAGAGAGCAACACAUUUCUGAGCACUUAUGAUACUGUAUGUUUUUAUAUGUAUGCAAAUUUGUAAAUUUGUAUUCUAGUUUUCUAUAGAUGACAUUAUAUAUGUCCUUUUAUAAGUUGUUAAUGUUAUAAAACUGUUGCAUGCCACUUAUACGUGUUUAAAGCCAUGCUUGUAUCUAACUCCUACAAUAUUCUCAUGCACUAACUUCCUGUAGCUCUGCUUUCCUCUGUAGGACCUGAGCACUAUCAUACUGUAACUCAUCACAGUCUUGUUAUAUUCCACAGCUUACUCAGAUAAGUCUGGUCUCUCUAUACCAUCCCUGUAGCCUAGAUUUGUAUUUAUUAUAUAUAUUCUACAUCAAUAUUAGACUAAAAGUAUAAACAUACACCUACUACUCAGAAUAUUUAAGCCAACUCUGUUACACAUGGUUUCAGUCUGUGCUUUUUCUUACACCAUUCUUUCCUCACACCAUCUCUUAAAUCUGUUCAAUAAAUUCAUAUGAAAAACUCUCAUUAU
This is a messenger RNA of Pangasianodon hypophthalmus (striped catfish), 6848 nucleotides long. RefSeq names its product zinc finger protein 347. The record is from RefSeq and is a predicted model, not a curated record. Gene Ontology annotation, cellular component: nucleus. Gene Ontology annotation, molecular function: histone methyltransferase activity; protein binding. The transcript is spliced from 12 exons. The coding region runs from base 114 to 3884 and encodes 1256 amino acids. NCBI's taxonomy places the organism in Eukaryota, Metazoa, Chordata, Actinopteri, Siluriformes, Pangasiidae.